AUGAUAAUAUGCAUACACAGCAAUGGCAUCGAUUUUGGAAUGGGCAAGAGCAGCGACCAGAAGAACACCAUCCCCGCCAUUACGGUUCCCCACAACGGGUCGUUGGAACGCUUGGAUAUGGAGCGAAGUCCACAGUCUGCUCAUGAACACGUUUCCCUGAAAACCUACACCCGUGAUAGAGAUCCAAAGGAAGAGUUUGAGAUUUAUAAACGUCUAAGGAAAGGCAACAAUUCUCAUCCCGGGUUUCGACAUAUUAGGACGGCCCUCGAGGUAUUUACGAUACCCCGUACUGGCGGCGAUCAUACUUGUCUCGUUCAGAAAGCAAUGUGGGAAAGCUUCAGAGAACUUAAAGAUCGUCUUCCGAAUCAUUAUUUUACGGAGAAGAUAUUGAAAGGUGCAUUAAAACCGCUGUUUUUGGCUUUGGAUCAUUUGCAUGCUAAAUGCAAACUUGUUCAUACCGACAUUAAGGCGGAUAAUACUCUAUCUGAAAUCGAGGACAAAUCCAUUCUCGAUGCCUUUACAGAAGCGGAGAUGAAUUCUCCUUCACCUCGCAAGGUAAUCGAUGGUGUGACUGUGUAUAGCUCACGGAGAUUCGAUGUCCCAAGAAUCUUCGGUGAUUCAGUAUUCAUCGACUUUGGCUCCGCAGUUCGAGGAGCAAUGAUCUGGGAUCUCUCUGAGGGAAGGCAUAUGUUUCAUGGUGAAGAUAGCGAUGGAAAAGGCUAUUCUACUCGUGCUCAUCUAGCAGAGAUUAUUGGAAUGCUGGGACCUCCUCCCAUGGAUUUUCUCGAAAGGGGUAUUCGGACUCCCGAGUUCUUUGAUAAACAAGGUGAUUGGAUAGCAGAGAUGACUAUUGCGAGAGAUGUGGAAUUAGAGAAAAUGGAAGUACGUCUUCAGGGUAGGAAUAAGGAGAUUUUUUUGAAUAUGAUGAGUGGCAUGCUUCAAUGGCGACCGGAAGAUAGGAAGUCUUCUAGGCAAUUGGCUGAUGAUCCUUGGAUUAAUGAGAUACAUAUUACAUAA
This is a messenger RNA of Botrytis fragariae, 1017 nucleotides long. Its product is annotated as putative protein kinase domain-containing protein. Bases 1 to 1017 code for a protein of 338 amino acids. Gene Ontology annotation, molecular function: protein kinase activity; ATP binding. Gene Ontology annotation, biological process: spliceosomal complex assembly; protein phosphorylation; regulation of mRNA processing. The record is from RefSeq and is a predicted model, not a curated record. The transcript has 6 exons. NCBI's taxonomy places the organism in Eukaryota, Fungi, Ascomycota, Leotiomycetes, Helotiales, Sclerotiniaceae.